GUGUCGAGUAUGGCAAGAGCACGUGCUGCGUAGGAUAAAAAUUUUCACUAAAUAUCUCUAUGUGGUAAAAAAGCAUCUCGUAUUUAUCAUUCUUUAUCCUUUUUCUAGUUGAAUACAUGUAUUUUUUAUGGGGGAUGAAGGUUGCCCUCGGAGCAGCGGCAGCCAUUACUGGGGCUAGUGCCCUGAUCUACAUAAUCCUAAGGUCACGAAAGUGCCACACACAGCAAGGAGGCAAGGAUGUCUCGAGCCCCAGGCACAAGGUUGGCACACUUACUGAAGUGUCGUCACAUGAAAAAUCAGACGUGCAUGUGGGGGGGGAAACUGAGCCCCAUAGGGAGUCCAAAGAUCACCAGGAGAAGAAUAACUAUGUUUCCUAUAAGAGCUUAAAUGGUCAUGUUCCAGCUGAAGAAAACAGUGAUUUGUCACCUGAUGAUUUUGCACCCAGAAGUGAAGGGUCUUUUGAUGGGGAAAAGCAGAAGACCAGCCAGGAGGUAAACUCAGACAAAUGUGUGCCUCCUGAAGACAUUGCUUCUAUUACAACUAAUGAAACACAAGACAAUUGCAAGGAAUCCACAGUGAAGAUUGACGUGCUCACAUCCUGUAUCGUGACCCUGAAUGCUCCUAGUUGUUUGGGUGAUGAAUGCCAGCUGGACGAGAAGGAGAGGUCUUUGCCAGUGAAGGAUGAAGUAGUGCUGAAAGCUGAUAAGGACGAAAUUGAUGGAAGCCUUGUUAUCCCCUCCAAGGAAAAUGAAGUUGUUCAGUCUCUUGAAAGUGCCAAAGCAGACACUGCAGAAGCCCCUGGUAGCUCUCCUAAUAGUACUCUGGAGUCGAGCAUUAUUAAUAGGCCAGAGGAUGGAUCAUCAUGUGAAAAGGAAGCCGCUCAGGCAUGUCAACAGGAGGAUAACUAUAGCACUGAUAGAGACAUGCAGGAGGACAUUGUACAAGUCACAAAGAUGUAUCUUAGAGAAGCAUUACCUGAAGACCAAGAUGUGCCAAGAAUCUCCGAAGGGGAGGUAGACAAGAGUGACACGCCACCAAGUACAAACAUAGAGACCCAAAUCAUAGCCUCUGCAUUGUGUGUCGAUGAAACUGUAAAUUGUAAUGAUGCAGGCAAAGUACAAAAAUCUGAGUCAUCACUUUCAAAUACACAGAAUGAAGAAAUUCUAAAUGAGGUGAAGGAAGAGACAAAAGAAGAGUUAACUUUAACUUUACCUGCCAGUGCUCUUGAAAAGAUAAAGACUGUAGCUGUAAUGGAGGGCAAGCCAGAAUUAGAGACAGAGGCAAGUAACCAAAAAGAAAGUAACGUAGAUGUUUCUAGCAGUAAUGGAGAUGCAAUUUCUAGUGAAACCACAAAAAUUGAUAGUUGUGAAGAAGAAGUAGUAGUGGAGAAAAGAGAACUAGAUUGUUUGGAAGAAGAAAAUAAGUUGGAGCAAGAUGAUGGAAUCCAACAAGAUAUUAGUUUGGUGGAGGCCGAGUCUGUUGUUAUACAAGAGGCAUCUACUAAUCCAUCUGUCAUCCAAGAAAACCAUAUUGAUGAAGCUGUAUUAGUUAAUGGGAUUGAGAUGUCUGACAAUGCCACUAGUGUUCAGAAAAAUGUUGAUGUAAAAGCUGAGGUUAUUCCCAACGUGACAUCUGAGGUUAUUGCAAAUAUGACAACUGAGGUUAUUCCCAAUGUGACAGCUGAGGUUAUUGCAAAUAUGACAACUGAGGUUAUUCCCAACGUGACAUCUGAGGUUAUUGCAAAUAUGACAACUGAGGUUAUUCCCAAUGUGACAGCUGAGGUUAUUGCAAAUAUGACAACUGAGGUUAUUCCCAAUGUGACAGCUGAGGUUAUUGCAAAUAUGACAACUGAGGUUAUUCCCAAUGUGACAGCUGAGGUUAUUGCAAAUAUGACAACUGAGGUUAUUCCCAAUGUGACAGCUGAGGUUAUUGCAAAUAUGACAACUGAGGUUAUUCCCAAUGUGACCGCUGAUGUUAUUGCAAAUAUGACAACUGAGGUUAUUCCCAAUGUGACAGCUGAGGUUAUUCCCAAUGUGACAGCCGAGGUUAUUCCUGCAGUUGACACUGUGCCAGAUUGUAAUGACAAACAGAUUUUGAAUUGGGCUGCUGAAGUGCAAGAAGAAAUUGCGAGAGAAAAGGCUGAACUGCACACGACUGAGCUUGAGCCAAAGCACCCAGUCUGCAAAGUCCAGGUGUCUGAGGCUCCUUCCAAGAGCACUGAACAGAAAUCGAACAAAAAGAAUAGUGCAGUUUCCUCAUCGAAAGAGGGCUCAAAGCAAGGCAGCACAAAGAAGCCUGCGAAGGAGGCCUCAGAGAAGGGCCGGAGGAGGAGAGGUGGCAAGCAGGCCCCCCCUCGUAGUGAAGUUCCCCCCGAGCCGAAAACCACCAACAACGUAAGCCAAACGAAGGAAAAUUCCCAGACUGUAGGGGUGGAACCAGCAGUUACUGAUCUGGAAACGUACCCCGUGUCGGAGACCGACAGCCACAACUGCGACUCGCAAAGCCUGAAAUCGAUUGACAGCGGCCAGGGAAGCAUUGAAGUGGAACCCGAGACUGUAUUUAAUCCAUCGGCAUGUCCAGUGUUCAACCAAGAGCAGUUUUUGUUCUUUGAAUUUGAAAUUCCACAGACACUGGUAGGAAGGUUGAUUGGCAAGAAGGGAGCCUUUGUAAACAAGAUCAAGGCUACCACUGAUGCAACGCUUAUAGUGUAUCCACACAAGAACAGAAGGCUAAAGUUAUGUUCCGUUGAAGGUACCAAACAGCAGGUUGAUGCAGCCAUAAGGAUGAUCAGAGAGCACUUCCCCCUUGACAGAUACCCUGAUGUCACCCUCGAGCCAGUGUCCGGGAGAGGGCCAGUGCCGCCUGCCACUCAGCCCACCGUCAACACGCAAGCCAUGCAGAUUGAACUGACAGCUGGUGUGGUGGUAGAGGUGCGUGUGAGUUCCGUCAUGAGUGGCGGGGAAUUGUGGGUGCAGCAGCCUCUCCACCCCUCCUUCUCUGCCCUGCAGCGUCUCCACUCUUGCAUGAACCUCAACUAUGGGGACGGCUUGAACACCCCACCCUUGCCUGUGCCCAUUCAAGAAGGGACUGUGUGUGUAAGCCAUGUUGCCAAACAGUGGAUGAGAAGCCAGGUAUUAAGUUGCACUGAAGAAUCUGCUAUGGUGGUAUUACUAGAUGUUGGUGGAGUCCUUAACCUCCCCACGUCAGACCUUAGACAGAUUCGUUAUGACUACAUGACGCUCCCUUUCCAAGCCUCUCAGUGCCUGUUGCAUGGAAUCCAGCCUGUUGGAGAAGAUGGCUGGGAUGACACGUCCGCAGCUGUGCUCGAAGAACUGGUCAGUGGCACAAUCCUUUUCACCACCGUGGUCUCGUAUACUGAAGAUGGUGUACCUCUAGUCAACCUCUACAGAAGACAGCAGGAUCAGUACAUCAACCUGAAUGAGAAGAUGGUCCACCUUGGCCACGCGAAGUGGAUAGCCCCCCCCUCGGCCAGCUGAGCUUGGCCAUAGUCGCUAGCCACCUAAGUUACCUGUGACCUUUCCUUUUUGUACCAUUUUGUAAGUGGUAUGAAGGAAUAUGUUGACCUUCAGUAUAUGUGAAGAAGAGAAAGUAUACUGUGAUCAAUGUUGUUUUUGUAAGUGUUGUUCUCUCUCUCUCUCUUUUUUUUUUUUUUUUUUUUUUUUUUUCAUUUUUGCAAUUUAUGGAAUAAUGGCAUAUGAAUUUGUUUCUUUUUUUUUUUUCUUUUUUCUUUUUUAGAUGAUAGUUAAACAUUUAGAUUUGGGUUUAUUUUUGCAACAGGAAUCUUAAUACAGAAAUUCAUAUCCAUUCUUUCAUUAUACCUCUUUUAUUUCCCUCUCUGUUCUGCUUUCUUGGAAACAUUGCUCAUUUCCCUUCAUUCCCUUUCAUUUCCUUUCAUUUCAUCAACAAGUGUACUGAACAGAUUACAUAAAUGACAUGCAUCCAUAACCAGAGAAAUAGAAAGAAUAGAAGAGAAAAAAAAAAGACCCCCUGACCCCCACAGACAAAAUACAUUGUUGAUGCGCAUGCAUUGCAAUUUUCUAUAUUGUUCACAGAGAUAUCAAGACUUUGAAAGUGCCUAAGCAAGCUAGUUGUUACCGGUGAGCCUGGCUUGCUCCCUAAUCAGCUGGUUUGACACAAGUUUUUUUGUGAAUCCCCCCCUCCUCCUCCUCCCUUCCCUGCUCCUCCCUCUGCCCGUGCCCAGAGUUGCCACCACAGCACAGACUGUUCAUUGCGUUCAUAUUUUCCUAACGUCUUCACUGGUUCGUAAAGAGUUUACAGCGCGUAGUUUUAAGGAGCCCUAGCGGAUGUGGAAAUCCUAAUUUAUAUAUGCGUUCGAGAGAUAUUUAACACUCUUUAUUAUUAUCAAGAGCUUUUCCCUUCUUUCAGAACAUGAUUAUUAAAUUGAAAAAAAUGUAAGUGUAAACUAGCCCAUGUGUUUAUAUAUAUAUAUAUAUAUAUAUAUAUAUAUAUAUAUAUAUAUAUAUAUAUAUAUAUAGGUACAAUGAUAUCAAAGUACAAGAUGCAGUGAAUAUAAUGGACUGUAGUCUUUGGUAAUUUACAUGAUAGUUCUAAAGGAAAAUCAAAAUAGUGAAUACAAAAUAAAAAACACAAAUAAAAAAAAAAAGCUUGCCAUAACUUUUUAUACAGUAACUAGUAUGUAGUCAUUUGAAAUUUCACUGUCUUAAGUAGUUCUUUCAAAACUUUUUCAUUUACAAGUUAAUUCAUGGGGAAAAAAAGGUUGUGAAAGCUAGAUUCAUCAACAGUACCCUUGAAUUAUGGUUGUUAUUGUUACAAAUUUGAGAUUAUGUUAGCUAUCAGUUCUAUCAGUAUCAUUUAUCAGUAAUUUCCAUUUUGUUACAUAAUUCAAAUUUUUUUACAACGUUAAAGACUGCCGAAAUUCAAGCUAGUCAGUAUACGAGGUUUGCUUAAUCUCCUGUAUGUAAUUUUGCAAACUUCUUUAAAAAAUCUGCUCUUGGAACUGUAAAAUCUUGAGGGGGAGGCAGCGUGCAUAUUGUUGGACAGUGUCAAGGUUGUAUGUGUGGUCGAUGUACUUCCGAUGUGAAAGUGAGACUAAAGGUUAUUAUUUAAUUAUUUAAUUUCCUGGAAUUGAUUCCUUUUCUCUCCUUUUCUUUCUUCGUAUCUCUUUUCCUCUACCCUUCUUGAAGCUGAUAUAGUUUUUGUGAGACCAGUACUUGUCCAUCCCGUGUGUAAUGCAAGAGGGCACAAUUUCUCAAACAGCUGCAAUACUAGUGUAGAAAAGCGAAGACCUUUUUAAAAAGCCCGGUUGGGAAGUGGAACAGUAGAGCGAGAAUGGAUUGCCCUAAGCAAAGUAUUAAUAAUACUCUGGAAAGCAGGUAUUAGAUUUAUCUUUGAAUGUCAUUAGAUAUUUGGAAAUUGUCGUUAGUGACUGUGCUAUAUAUUCAGUUUUGUAUUAUACAUUUGAGAUCUCUCUCUUGAGCUUAGUGUCUUGAUAUACCACUACAAAAUUAUUUAUCCAUUGAGUGUUUAUUCCAUGUAAUGUAAAAAUAAGAAAGUUGUUGAAAGUUGUUAGAAAAGGAUGUGUUCUUUAAAGUCUUUCUUUGCAAUAUAGAUUGAUGCAAAGGAGAUACAUUAUUUGGUCAGAGCAUAUUAAGAGAAUGAAGUAAUAAGUCACUUUUGUCAUAGCUUGGAAUUGAACAUGACCUGAAUCUCUUGCAUGAAAAUAGGUGUUGGAAGGUGUAAUACAGCUAUACCUGGUAUUUUCUUAUUACUUUCCUUUAUUCAGUUCAGCUUCCCCGAUUGAUAUGUUCUAUUUAUGCUAUGUAGAAUUUUCUCAGCAAUAUUUAGGGUUUCCAGCAAUUAAACAUGUAUAGUGAGGAAUAUGGUUGUUUCUUUCCUUGAUGCUCAUUUUCUAGAGAAAAGAAAAUUGUUAAAAAAAAAAAAAAAAAAAAAAGUGUAGAAAAAGGAUUAAGAUAAACAUGAGACGUCCAUGAAGUUUGUACGUUAAACAUUUCUUAUUUAGAUUGCUAGUUUAUAUCCCAGGUUUUUUCGGUUGCAGUUCUCAUGGCUUUUUGAUUGCUUUACUAUUGCAAAGGAUGAGAUAGGUAACCAUUUGUGUUGUGAAUAACAAAAAUGAAGAUGGUUGACUGAAGUAUCAUGCAUACAUCAUUUUUGGUUUGUAUUUACAGGAUAUUGGAAUAGUUUUCUUUGUGUGGUGGGGUUCUUGUAGAGCCUUUAGGAAGUGUUAGAAAGAAUUUGAUAUUGAAGUGACUGUUAUGAAAGGAACUGACUUCAGUGAUAUCCAUUCUGUUCAGUAUAAGCUGCUGUUAAGUUAUAAAAGUUUACUUUAUAUUGGUGUGUGUGACAAUUAUGAUACAGAGAUAACCCAGUGAAAUUUUUACCAAAUGUUGAUAACGGAAAAAAGUUUGUAAAUUUAGAAAUAUAAUUAUUUAUCAGACUAUAUCUAUGUGUUGUGUGAUGUCUAAGCAUUAAUCCCUUUAAAAGAAAAAUUUAAUUGAAGUUUCAAGAAAAAAAGAAAAUUGUUUUGUAUCAUUUAGAAUUAUGCAGAGAAUGGAAACAGGAGACAAGAUAAAGAUUACAAGAAUUCACUGCUGUUUUACUAUAGAGGCAAUGUCCAAGUAGUCUUCUAAACUUUAGAGAAAAUACAUUAGUUGUCCUUCAGGAUUUUGGAGACGUAGUCGAGUUGCUAUUUUGGAUCGAGGACUCGCUCUCAAGGCCUCAGGGAUGUGUGAGAUCUUUUGUCAGAAAACGUUGUACUGUAUGUCCUUUGUAACGAUAUUCCAAUGACUGUAUUCUGUGGUAUUCAGAAAGGGCGGUAUUGAAUUUAUGAUAAUACAUGUUGAGAAAUAUUAGCACUCUCUUCAGUGUGCUUAAUAAUAGCUUCAACUGACUGUCUUCUCUUUGAUUGUAUUUUCCUGCAUUUGCCUUAUCUUUAUUCUGCUUUCCUUCUUGGUUUCAUCCUCAUCUCCCAUUUUCAGAAACAUCACCCCAAGAAUCAUCUUUGAUAUGACUUAGUCGCAAGUGGCGAAUUGAGUGAUAUGAAAUUUGAGUCUUUACACACACACAUUGUUUGUAUUACAAGCUGUAUUCUCUUUAUGAAUAGAUGUGGAUGAGGGUUUUCCUUCUUUUUUCCAUAUUUUGUCACAAGUAAUAAUGUGUUACAGUUGAUGGGUGACAAUAAUCCUUGAAACUUCUGAAUUUAGGUUAGAGACAAGAUGAUUAUAAUUAUAAGAUUAGUUAAGGCUAUUUUGUAUUAAAAAUAUGUAAAUAUAUA
Penaeus chinensis is the source of this 7294-nucleotide messenger RNA. Its product is annotated as KH domain-containing protein akap-1-like. Gene Ontology annotation, molecular function: RNA binding. Lineage: Eukaryota; Metazoa; Arthropoda; Malacostraca; Decapoda; Penaeidae. The transcript is spliced from 9 exons. The coding region runs from base 117 to 3497 and encodes 1126 amino acids. The record is from RefSeq and is a predicted model, not a curated record.